AUGAAUAGAUACUUUCAACGAAAAAGGAACGUAGAUAAUAUUGAUGAGGGGGUAUCGAAUGAUGUGGAAUUUGAUGUCACAAAACUUCCAACUGAUCCUGGUCUAAGGAUAUCUAUUUUGGAUUACAAUGCUAACAUCCGAGAUGAAGUUCGAAGAGCAUAUAUGUUAAAGGGUCCUUGUCAGCCUGGAGAUCAUGACUUUCCAAAACGACAAUUUGGAGUAACAAGUAGACGAUUCAAUCCUUCGUGGUUUAAAGAGUUCAGUAGUUGGUUGGAGUACAGUAUAGAGAAGGACGCUGCUUAUUGUUUGUAUUGUUAUCUUUUCAGAACAAGUUCUGGAAAGCAAGGUGGCGGUGAGUCUUUUGUUGGCGAAGGUUUUACAUAUUGGAAAGAUAAAAAAAGACUGCAUACUCAUGUUGGACUUCAUGAUAGUGCACAUAAUCAAGCUCGCAUUAAGUGUGAAGUGUUGAUGAAUCAAGAGCAACACAUCCAAUCAGUUUUCUACAAACAAUCAGAACAAGCAAAAAGUGCAUAUGUUACACGUCUUAAUGCAUCCAUUGAUUGUGUUCGAGUUCUUUUGCGACAAGGGCUGUCAUUUCGAGGUCAUGAUGAAUCUGAGGAUUCUCUCAAUCCAGGUAACUUCUUAGUGCAAUUGCAAUUUUUGGCUGCUCAUAAUGAAGCUAUUAAUGCCGUUACAUUGGGAAAUGCUCCUCACAAUUGCAAAUUGACAUCACCUGAUGUUCAAAAGGAUAUAGUAAAUGCUUGUGCCAUUGAAACGAUCAAUGUUAUUAUCAAAGAUGUUGGGGACUCAUUAUUUUCUAUUCUAGUUGAUGAAUCUCGUGAUGUGUCAAUGAAAGAGCAAAUGUCUAUUGUUUUACGUUAUGUAGACAAUAGUGGGCAUGUCAAUGAACGCUUCAUAGGGAUUGAACAUGUUACAAGUACCACGGCUCUAUCACUUAAGACUGCAAUUGAUAAGGUAUUUUCUAGAUAUAACUUGAGUAUGUCUAGAUUGAGAGGACAAGGUUAUGAUGGAGCAAGUAAUAUGCAAGGUGAGAUUUUAAGUGGACGGGGACUUAAUCAAGAAACGAUCCUUCAGCGCUCUGGUGAUACACGAUGGAGUUCACAUUAUAAUUCUUUGGUCAGCUUGCUUGCCAUGUUCUCUUCUAUUUUAGAUGUACUUGCAACAAUUGUUGAAGAUGAAUCUUUUUCUUGUGAUCAAAGAUCUGAUGCAACAAAUUUAUUGGAGUUGACACAAAAAUUUGAUUUUGCAUUUAAUCUACAGUUGAUGAGAAAUGUCUUGGGGAUGUCAAAUGAACUGUCAAAGGCAUUGCAAAGGAAAGAUCAAGAUAUUGUGAAUGCAAUGCAAUUGGUGAGAUUGUGCAAACAACGACUCUAA
Olea europaea var. sylvestris is the source of this 1395-nucleotide messenger RNA. RefSeq names its product zinc finger MYM-type protein 1-like. The transcript is spliced from 2 exons. The record is from RefSeq and is a predicted model, not a curated record. Lineage: Eukaryota; Viridiplantae; Streptophyta; Magnoliopsida; Lamiales; Oleaceae. Bases 1 to 1395 code for a protein of 464 amino acids.